AUGCUUACUCUACUUUUCAACUGCGCCUACCAAAACAUGCGUACCCUCUUGUUCCUCGCCAUUAUUGUCGCAAUCUCAUGGACUCUUCUCGAAGUUGUCGAUUCUAAAGGGAUUCCGGCGAAACGAGUGAAACGUCAAUAUUACGGUGGAUAUGGUUAUGGUAUGAUUGAAGCUUAUGGUACCCUAAAAAAUGAUUUCUUAUUUUCAGGCUGCGGCUGCGCCACUUAUGCUCCAUGCCCUCAUGGAAACGGAGGAUACGGCUAUGGUGGAUAUGGUGGAUAUGGUGGAUAUGGCGGAUACGGAGGCUAUGGUGGUUACGGCUACAAAAAAUAA
Caenorhabditis bovis is the source of this 333-nucleotide messenger RNA. The record is from the annotation of a GenBank genome assembly. Lineage: Eukaryota; Metazoa; Nematoda; Chromadorea; Rhabditida; Rhabditidae.